This is a messenger RNA of Camelina sativa (false flax), 1179 nucleotides long. RefSeq names its product 14-3-3-like protein GF14 epsilon. Lineage: Eukaryota; Viridiplantae; Streptophyta; Magnoliopsida; Brassicales; Brassicaceae. The record is from RefSeq and is a predicted model, not a curated record.
UCUUUCUAGUAUAACUAGAUCUGCGACUAUACAUAAUUGGAUUCAACAGUCCAUAUUUUAUCACCAACCAUAUAUUACAUCUUUUUUUUAUCAAAGCAUCCCUUAAUUCACAUAAGAAACAAAGACCAAGAGAAAUAGGAGAUCAAAGUUAUGGAGAACGAAAGAGAAAAACUCGUUUACUUGGCUAAGCUCGCCUGCCAAACUGAAAGAUAUGAUGAUACGAUAAAAUCGAUGAGAAAAGUAUGCGAGUAUGAUAUAGAGCUAAGCAAAGAGGAAAUAGACCUAUUAACAACUGGGUACAAGGAGGUGAUGUUGACCAAGAGACAUUCAUUGAAAGUAAUAUCAACCAUUGGAGAAAUGGAAGACCUGAAAGGAAACGAGCAGAAAGUGAAAUUGAUCAAAGGAAAACAAGAAAUGGUUAAAGAUGAGUUUUUCAAUGUUUGUAAUGACAUUUUGUUUCUCAUCGAUGCUCAUCUCAUCCCAUCAACUACCAAUGUGGAAUCAAUUAUCUUUUUCCACAGAAUGAAAGGAGAUUAUUAUCGAUACAUGACAGAGUUUGGUUCUGAUGCUGAACGUAAAGAAACUGCUGACAAUUCUCUUGAGGCAUAUAAGGUUGCAAUGGAAAUGGCAGAGAAUAGUUUAGCACCCACUAAUCUUGUUAGACUCGGUUUGGCUUUGAACUUCUCUGUGUUCAGUUACGAUAUACUUAAUGCGACUGAAAGAGCAUAUAAAUUAGCUAAACAAGCUUACGACGAAGCAGUCGCCGAACUCGAUGGCCUUGAUGACAAGCAAAAAGACAAAGAGAUGAAAAUUAUCAUAAAUAUGCUGAAAUAUAAUCUUUCCGUGUGGACUUCAGAUCACGAUCACGAUGAACAUGAUUCUGGAAUCCCGAAAAACAAGAAAGACGAGUAGACCAUGUCUUUUAGAACGAUGAAGUCGAUGAGGUUGGGGUAUGAGAUUAGACUCAUGGCUUGUGAUAAUCUGGUUUGAUAUUUGUUUACAGAACUGAUUUAGGAGUCUUCUUGUUAACUCCUAUAAACGCUAAUAAAUACUAUUCUGGUUUUAAAGUCUCCUAUAGCUUUUUGUGCUAUAGGCUUUUUUUUUUGGUGCUUUUGGUUAGAUAUGUUUUUAUAUCAUAUCUUAAAUAAUGUUGAACAAGUAAUGCAUUGGCUAUGAUUA